Molecule: messenger RNA, 2464 nt
Organism: Musa acuminata AAA Group (dessert banana)
Lineage: Eukaryota; Viridiplantae; Streptophyta; Magnoliopsida; Zingiberales; Musaceae
Exons: 17
Coding region: 137-1906 (589 amino acids)
Molecular function (GO): protein binding
Source: RefSeq, a predicted model, not a curated record
UUUUGGCCGGCCCGGUUUAGGCUUGCAUAGGUUCACUUUAAUACGAGCGGACGCAAGUGCAUCUCCGACGAUCGCACUUCGGUAGAGCACGAGAAGAGGGGAGCGGCGAAGGCAAAGGGGCGGUGAUUGUUCAAGAAUGGGGAAGAAGACGAAGAAGCCCGGCAAGGGGAAGGAGAAGACGGAGCGGAAGACGGCCAAGGCCGAGGAGAAGAAGGUGCGCAGGGAGAGCAAGAAGAACGUCUCCCAGGAGGACGACAUCGACGCCAUCCUCAAAAACAUACAGAAGGAGGAGGCGAAGAAGAAGGAAGUCCACGUCGAGGAGAACGUCCCCGCCCCUUCUCCCCGGUCCGGUUGUUCGCUGAUCAUUAAUCCAUUGAAAGACACCGAGUUGAUUUUGUAUGGGGGAGAGUUUUACAAUGGCAACAAGACUUUUGUUUAUGGUGAUCUUUAUCGAUAUGAUGUAGAAAAAAAUGAAUGGAAGUUGAUAUCAAGUCCCAAUAGUCCACCUCCUCGUAGUGCUCAUCAAGCUGUUGCAUGGAAAGACCAUAUUUAUAUAUUUGGUGGAGAAUUUACGUCUCCAAACCAGGAACGUUUUCAUCAUUAUAAGGACUUUUGGAUGUUGGAUUUGAAGACAAAUCAAUGGGAGCAACUACUUUUAAAAGGAUGUCCGAGUGCCCGCUCAGGCCAUCGCAUGGUGUUGUACAAGCACAAAAUUAUUGUUUUUGGUGGCUUUUAUGACACUCUCAGGGAAGUAAGGUACUACAAUGAUUUGCAUGUUUUUGAUCUGGAUCAGUUCAAGUGGCAAGAAAUAAAACCUCGACCUGGAUGCAUGUGGCCUAGUGCACGUAGUGGAUUUCAGCUUUUUGUUUUUCAAGAUGAAAUAUUCUUAUAUGGUGGCUAUUCUAAAGAAGUUGUAUCUGACAAACAUGGCUCAGAGAAAGGAAUUGUCCAUUCUGACAUAUGGUCACUUGAUCCUCGAACAUGGGAAUGGAACAAGGUUAAGAAGAGUGGGAUGCCUCCUGGGCCUCGUGCUGGUUUUUCCAUGUCUGUUCACAAGAGGAGGGCUGUUCUUUUUGGAGGUGUUGUGGACAUGGAAACUGAAGGUGACCUACUGAUGAGCUUGUUUAUGAAUGAACUAUAUGGCUUCCAACUUGACAGUCACCGAUGGUAUCCUUUGGAACUAAGGAAGGAUAAGUCUACAAAAGAUAAGUUUAAAGGAAGCAGAGGAAAUGAAUUAAGAAAGGAUUUCAAUCUUUCAAAGGAAACACAAGAUGAUCCAGAGAUGUCUGAAGAUUAUGAUGGGAAUGAGAAUAUGGAAAGUUACGAGGAAGCAACUGAUGUGGGAGAUGAUGUUAAUGAAGUUUCUAAUCAGAUGGGAAAAAGUCUCUCCCUUGGGACAGUUACCUCAAAAAGGGUGCCUGAUGUGAAAGUACAAGGACUAGGUGGCAAUUCUGCAUCACAAGCAUGCACUUCGUCAGAGGCAGUAAGGCCUUGCGGACGUAUUAAUUCUUGCAUGGUUGUUGGGAAAGAUACUCUCUACUUGUAUGGUGGAAUGAUGGAAGUUAAAGAUCGUGAGAUUACGCUUGAUGAUCUGUACUCACUCAACCUCAGCAAAUUAGACGAGUGGAAGUGCAUCAUACCGGCAUCAGAAUCAGAGUGGUUAGAAGUAUCUGAUGAUGAUGAUGAAGAUAUUGAUGAUGGCACUGAAGAAAGCAGUAGUGAUGACAGUGAUGAGACAGAUGAUGACGACGACGAUGAAGAUGAUGGCAAUUUGGGUAAUGGGAAUGUUGUUCCAAACGUUGGCUCAAGUCUACCUGCCACAUCCAAUUCGUCCUUAAGUAUGUUCUGGAUAAGUUGCAUUUGUUGGAAGCAGCAUAUCUCCCGGAUUAUACCAUUUAUCUGGUAAAGGAAACUGGUACGAGCAGCAUAUCUUCUGGAUUAUACCAUUUAUCUGGAUAAGUUACAUUUGUUGGAAGCAGCAUAUCUUCUGGGUUAUACCAUUUCUGGUAAAGGAAACUGGUGGGGACAUUAACAAGUAGCUAGGAUGAUGAUGAAUUCAUUUAUAGAGGUUCAAUUUCUGACUAUUGUAUAUGUUCAUCAUUGGAGAACAGAGUUUGGAACAUGGAUGUCAAAAGACAUUUGGGCAUUCACGUAGGCGCUUAGGCAAGCAAGGUGAAACAGUGUCUAGAACCUCAGGCAAUAAGGGACCUUGCAAUCUGUAGUGCCUAGCGCAUUUAAAAAUACUGGUUUGAACAUGAGAUAUCUAUUCUGGUCAAUCUUUGUUUGUAUUUCCUACUAUGGGGGCUUUUGCUCUGUCAUGCUGACACAUAUAUAUAGGACAUAUGGAUUUGCAUGUGUGGGUGUGCUCCUCGCAACCAUGCUGGCAGUCUGCUAGCAGGGUUAAUACUUUGUGGGUUUUUGCUCUGUCAUGCUGACACAUAUAUAUAGGACCUAUGGAUUUGCA